Corylus avellana is the source of this 1698-nucleotide messenger RNA. The record is from RefSeq and is a predicted model, not a curated record. NCBI's taxonomy places the organism in Eukaryota, Viridiplantae, Streptophyta, Magnoliopsida, Fagales, Betulaceae.
AUGGCUUUCCAUCCAGAAAAGCUGCUUCAGCUUCAUCUUCCCCACUUGAUGAUGAUAACUGUUUUCCUCUUCCUCAUAAUCCCCUGCGCAUCUCAGAUAUCGUUCAACUACACCGAUUUCUCUCAAGCUAACAACGAAGCUAUAACAAUGGCAGGAAACGCUUCAAUCUCAGGUUCAGCCAUCCAACUCACACCAAAUGCAGUGGAGAAUUGGGGUCGUGCCACGUAUUCCGAAACCAUGCAUCUCUGGGAAAAGAAUACAGGGAUAGUCGCCAACUUCACCACCAUCUUCUCUUUUAUCAUCUCUUCGGAAGGCGCCGACAGAUACUCAGAUGGGCUAAGCUUCUUCCUCGCAAGCCCCGAUUUCCCUCCACCUAUUCCAACAGACGGCUCCGGCAUUGGCCUUGUCAGCCGCGACCAAAUGAGAGACUUAAGUUUCUUAGCUGCAAACAAAUUCGUCACCGUGGAAUUCGACACUUUCUGGAAUGCUAGAUGGGACCCACCUGAUCAGCUAGAUCGUGAGCACGUUGGAAUUAAUAUCAACAACAUCACAUCUCAAAACUCGACAACAUGGUAUAGCGUUAUUAAGGAGAAGAGAACAUACAGUUGUAGUAUUAGUUACGAUUCCAGCACACAAAAUUUAAGCGUCAGCUUCACUGGCUUCAGUAUUAAUUAUGAUCCCAUCCCAAUAAAACAACACCUUUCUUCUAUAGUUGAUUUGAGAGAUUAUUUACCAAAAAUGGUUGAAUUUGGCUUCUCGGCCGCGACGGGAAUGCUUUCCGAGUUGCAUAUUCUUAGCUCGUGGUCUUUUGAAUCGACAGCGCCACUUUUGAUUCAGAAUUCUCCACAACCAGAGCCAAACAAGAAUGAAAAAGAAAGCAAGGCGGCGGGUUUGGUGGUGGGGUUGAGCGUGGGUGCAUCAGCAUGCGUUUUAAUUGUAGGUGGUUUUGGGUUGGUUUGGGUUAUGAAGAGGAAGAAGAGUCGGGGUAAAGGGGGAGGAGAUGGGGAUUUGGAUUUGGAUUUUUCCAUGGACGACGAAUUUGAACGCAGUACAGGACCAGAGAAAUUCUCCUACAAAGAAUUGGCUCGUGCAACGAAUAAUUUUGCAAGGGAAAACAAGCUUGGAGAAGGAGGGUUCGGUGGGGUUUACAAAGGAUUUCUAAGAGAAAUGAAUUUCUACGUGGCGAUCAAGAGGGUGUCAAGGGGGUCUAAACAAGGGAUAAAGGAGUAUGCAUAUGAGGUGAAGAGUAUUAGCCGACUGAGGCAUAGGAAUCUCGUGCAACUCAUUGGUUGGUGUCAUGAAAACAAAGAUCUCUUACUUAUUUACGAGUUCAUGCUGAAUGGAAGCUUGGAUUCGCAUCUUUUCAAAGGUAAGAGCUUGUUAACAUGGGCGACGAGGUACAACGUAAAGAGGCUAUUCGUGUUUAACUCCAGUACAUAUUAUUUGGGUGGAGGGAAAUCGGGGCUUGUGAGGAAGAAGCUUAGCCCAUCUGAGUAUCUGUCGGCGCCUUCCGAAGAGAUGAUAAAAGAGAAGGUGGUGGUGAAGUUGGCGACUAUCCCUGUAUUCUUUUCCCAGAGAUGCAUGGUUUCGGAAUACGUGGCACGACCCCAAUUCUCCACUGCAUUUGGUGUGGGUUGGAUGGCUGAACCUGAGAUUGAAGCGUUUCCUGCCAUUGUUAUAGCUUCGUUGUUAGCUUGA